Molecule: messenger RNA, 4506 nt
Organism: Cottoperca gobio
Lineage: Eukaryota; Metazoa; Chordata; Actinopteri; Perciformes; Bovichtidae
Gene: fgf14
Product: fibroblast growth factor 14
Exons: 5
Coding region: 1093-1842 (249 amino acids)
Molecular function (GO): growth factor activity
Source: RefSeq, a predicted model, not a curated record
UCUUUAUGUGAGCGUGGGAAAUAGUGCGGGCGUUACUUUCAUUAUUCCCUUUACGCACUGAUCGCCAUAGAUGCUCCCGCCGUGGGCUCUAUAGGAAAACCUAGUGCGUCGAACUGUCUGCUGAUCGCCGGGGGCUUUAAGUUUAUAUAUUUGUAUGCAGCUUGUCACACAAUGCAGACGUCAUCCCUACAGGAUUUAGAUCAGCUUUAGUCAUGUUUUCUCCCUGGCUCCUAUCGCACCCUGUUGUGAAUGAGGAAUACGGUGAAGAAAACAUGUUUUGAGAACGUUAUCCGGCAGGUCGGCAGGUAGUUGGAAUACAAGUUUGCAGUAAUAUAGCCUGCUGCAUCAAUUCUACUACGGUUGCGUAUUUCUUUUCCAUCUUUAAACGUGUGACUGUUGAUCAGUCACCGCAGGGUCGCUGUCGCGGAUUGCUUCUUGCAAACUUGGAGUUUGCGUCGCCCGGUGCUGCUGUGCCUUCACUCGAGUGGUGAUCUUCGUAGGAGGCGCCUGUAUUUGCUUGAUUGCUGGCGGCGCACAUGCACAGACGUCCCCACUGGUACCCAAGGAGCGACUUCUGAUAGAGCAACCUCGUCUGCAAGAAGGAGGAGAAAACGGAGGGUGAAAAGACGAGGAAAGAGUGGGUGCUGUGCUGUGAGGACGCUGCAGCCGGGUUUGGACAUUUAAGGAGACGAUGCAACUGAACAUGUUACAGACAAUGAGCAAAAACAUCACUGUGCAGCUAUGAAUGAUCCUCUGAAAUCUCGGUCCGCGUGAGUUUGGCAUAGCUCUUCAUCAAGACUAUGGUUAUAGAUGCAUGUAUGGAAUUACUCAUGAACUGAUCACAUUUUUUUUCUCUCCAUCAUGUCAAAUCAUUUUUCGACUGAUGAUGACAACUGUUCCGCAAUGUAGUGUUUGGACAAAAACAGAAAACCAGCUCCUAAAAAAAUAUAUUUGACAUUUUAUUUCACGGAACGGACCACUUAGCCGCCACCAUGGGACUGUGACCCGGGCUGCGAGCUCUGAGAGGCGGCUGUUCGUUUAGUCUGUGCUCCGGGUGCAGACUGGACCUGAGCAGUUGUGACAUUUUGAGCCAUGGCUGCUGCUAUCGCAAGUGGGCUGAUCAGGCAGAAGAGACAGGCACGGGAGCAGCAUUUAGACCGGCCCUCGACCAACCGACGGAGGAAGAGCCCCAGCAAGAACAAGGGGCUCUGCAAUGGGAACCUGGUCGACAUCUUCUCUAAAGUGCGCAUCUUCGGCCUCAGGAAACGGAGACUACGGAGACAAGAUCCCCAGCUCAAGGGUAUAGUGACCAGGUUAUAUUGCAGGCAGGGAUACUACUUGCAAAUGAACCCCGAUGGCUCUCUUGAUGGGACCAAGGAUGACAGCAGUAAUUCCUCUUUGUUCAACCUUAUUCCUGUGGGCCUCAGAGUUGUCGCCAUUCAGUCCGUGAAGACAGGGUUAUACAUCGCCAUGAACGGGGAGGGCCUUCUGUACACAUCAGAACUCUUUACAGCGGAGUGCAAGUUCAAAGAGUCUGUGUUUGAGAACUACUAUGUGAUCUACUCGUCCAUGUUGUACAGACAACAGGAGUCGGGGAGAGCUUGGUUCCUAGGGCUCAAUAAAGACGGCCAAGCCAUGAAGGGGAACAGAGUGAAAAAAACUAAACCAGCUGCUCACUUCCUGCCCAAGCCAUUAGAAGUCGCCAUGUACAGAGAGCCAUCGUUGCAUGAUGUUGGCGAGACAGUUCCCAAGGUGGCAGUACCUCCCAGUAAAAGCACAAGUGAGCCGGCAGUGAUGAACGGAGGUAAACCUGUAAGCAAGCCCGACAAGCCCACCACAUAGCCACACCUGAGGGUGUGUGUGGAGGGAGGGGGUGGGGGGGGGGGGAGGGGGAACUUGACGGAGGCAGGGCUUUUCCCGACUAGACUCCAAACCCUCAUUCUUCUAUGGAUCAGAUCCCGGCGAACCUGCCUUCCUUUCUUCUCUUGCUCCUCCUUUCCUUCUUCUCCUCCUCCUCGCCCUCCCUUUCUCCAGCCGUCUCAACAUGGGCGCAUGGAUUCUGAGGUGGCAGAGUUUCUGCAGCACAGGAGGGAAGAGGACCCUCUGAUCAUGGAAUGCCUUUUUAGAUUCCUCUGAAACUGUGAGAAUUCAUGUGAAUAACGCGUGUUUCACAAACCACGCUCGUGGUACUUUGCUUGCUGACAGUUCAUUCAAGAAACCCCCCCCCCCUCUCUCCUCCUCCCCUUCUCUCUAUAAUGCCCUGUUGCAGCAGAAUCUGUGUACCUUCAGAUCUAUUUUCUAUACCACAGUUCACCAGCUAUGUUCUGGGAUAGCGACUGUAUAGAUAGAGUAAAUAUUUGGACUGUUGUCCUCUAUUUUUUACGAGUAUGUUCCCCUCUCCUGCUCUUUCUAUCUCUAGUCACACACUUUUCUCUUUGUCAAGUAACCUAGAAAAGAUAAAAACAUUUUGCAAGGGAGCUGUGUGAUUUUCUAAGAAACACAUUCACACAGAUGUGGCAUAAAAACAACCAACAACAACAACUAAAAAAAAUAAAUCUAAAUGUUCCGCCUACAACAUGCACACAUACUUACAGACAGACACACAAAGUUUGUGGGGAUAAAAUCGAAGAUGUUGCUUUUUACGGCUGAUGAAAACACGCUGGAGGCUGCAAUCAUAGUUGAUGAAGUGCUAAUUACCGCCACUGCAAUCAACGCGAGGAGCUCCCUACACACAUACAAAACACACGCAUUUAUAAACAGAUGUGUGUGUGGGCGGGAGAGCGCUGUGAGGAAUGGUGUAUACAUAUCACUAUCUAAGUCCCACCAGCGGUUAAGUCCGCCUUCUCUGGUAAGUAGAAAAACCUGAAGUCUAUUUUUCUUUAAUCUUAUUUCAGAGCGUGGGCUCUAGGAAUAUCUCUAGGCCUUGUAGGCCUCCGUCCCUCACUCACCGACUUCUUUGGACUUACGAGGCAAGGCUUGUGGCUUUGACCCAGAUGGUCUAUAACCGCAGCACUGGCAGCCAUCUUAUGGCAGCGUCUACUUUAAAGCCAGAAAACAACAUGGCUGAAAACCAAUAGGCGACAUUUAUACUGGCUGCAUCCCUAUUUGGUUCAGCAAACUAAAGCAUGGGCAAGGUUAAUAUUGUGUUCUCUCUUCUCGCAGCAGUUAUUCAAGAGAUGGCUUAUAUUGUAACAUUUUCACUGUAUAAAACUUAGGGAAAAUGACUAUUAUAAAUCAUGACUUUUUAAAUGACUAGAUAUUGUUAUUAUUAUUAUUAUUAUUAUUAUUAUUAUUAUUAUUAUUAUUAUUAUUAUUAUUAUUAUUAUUAUUAUUAUUAUUAUUAUUAUUAUUAUUAUGAGAGGAUUUGUCUCCUAGCUCAGCAUGCAGAGUCCAGUAUCAUCUUGGCCUAUCACGUGCCUGUUUGGACCUUGAUUCCUGGCAUGCAAAAACAGGUUCCCAGUGUUCCCACUGGGCCCAAGGUGCCUCCCCCACCCGAUACAUCCAUGUAGAGGACACGUAGCAUUAUCCAUCGAACAACCACACUCAGAUGUAUCAAUUCUGAAAUGACCAAAGUCUUUUUUUCAUCCUCAAGACGAACUGAUUCUGAUAAAUAUGAUUCAACUCAUCAAAGCUUUCACUGUGAUAGCAUUUGUUCCGUCUGAGAGAAUCACCUCCGCUCAGAACACCCCCCCCCCCCCCCCCCCUAAAAGGGUUCUUUGACAUGAUGUCAUUUUGGAGAAGUACGUAUACCUUGAAUUAAUCACAUGCAUGUAUUUUCUAUAAAGAACAAGGUAUGGGUGUCGUUCUUCACUCUGUGUAAAGCUGAAGAGCGCUGAAGUGAGCUGCGAGGAGUUGAACGGGCAUGUUGUAGGCUACGGCACACACUCACAGCUCAAUCUGAAGGUAACCCGCUGCAUCUUCUGUUCUGCAUUUCCAUCACGACUGUUUAUCAAAGCUCUAUCCGAUCAAUUUACAACACUUGUCUUGCUUUGAUGAUUUUUCCUAAUGGUUUUGUUUGAAAAUAUUUAGAGCAUUAGGUCGGUUGUUGUUGCCGUGUGCUGCUAAACCUCAUUAUAUUAAGAAAUUGAUUUGGUGAAUAUGAUUUUCUGAGUUUAUUGGGAUUACACACGAUCAUUUCUCAUUACAGCACAUCAAAGCACAUUAGUUAAGAGUUCAAUAUGUGUCUGUACAAAGCUGUUAAUAAACAAAUAUGGCAUACUACACACACACACACACACACACACACACACACACACACACACACACACACACAGGAGUUGAAACCCGCUGUAGUUGUAUUUGGGGAUGAUGUUCCGUCCUCAUUACAGCCAAUCACCCUCCACUCUUACGAACUCUACAUGCUGGGCUGGCUGCUGCUCCAGUCCUGCAGUCCAUACAACCGUCUCCUCCAAGGCUGACUUUAUUUUUGUAAAUGACCGGUGUGUAAAAUGUACAUCUCUGUUUGGAUCUCUGUGAACACCGUUUUUUUUUUUCUGGUUUGUCUUU